Messenger RNA from Glycine soja, 3243 nucleotides. RefSeq names its product probable alpha,alpha-trehalose-phosphate synthase [UDP-forming] 7. Bases 349 to 2937 code for a protein of 862 amino acids. Gene Ontology annotation, molecular function: catalytic activity. Gene Ontology annotation, biological process: trehalose biosynthetic process. The record is from RefSeq and is a predicted model, not a curated record. The transcript is spliced from 4 exons. NCBI's taxonomy places the organism in Eukaryota, Viridiplantae, Streptophyta, Magnoliopsida, Fabales, Fabaceae. Gene Ontology annotation, cellular component: cytosol.
AAUUAAAUUAAUAAUAAUCGGUUCGAGAAAUAUUAUAUUAAUUCUGUGAAUCUGCGUUUCUAUAUUUCGUUUCACUACAACGAUUUUCCCAAUUCGUAAUUCAUUUUGUGUUGAAAGAAAAGAAGAGAAGAAACAAAGAAAGACGAAGAAGAAGAAGACUAGAGAAAGAGUUUGGGAGAGAUCUUGUAAAUAAGGAAACCCUAGUUUUUCCUUUUUUUGGGUUAAUUUUCCCAUUAAUUUUCAGCUCCAACCUGCUACUGUUACCAAUAAGGAAUCUCUUGUCAUUGCUUCAAUCGAACAAGAGUGAACGAGUUUUGUGGGAUUGUGUAUUGUUAGAAAGCUGCAAAGAUGAUGUCCAGGUCGUAUACGAAUCUUUUAGAUUUGGCCUCUGGGAAUUUCCCGGCAAUGGGGGGGAGGGAGACUAGGGAGCGGAAACGGAUGCCGAGAGUUAUGAGUGUCCCGGGGUUUCUCACUGAGGUAGAUGAUGAUCAGGCAGUUAGUGUUUCCUCUGAUAAUCCAUCAACUGUUACUACGGAUAGAAUGAUCAUUGUGGCUAACCAGCUACCGUUGAAGGCAAAGCGAAAAGAGGACAACAAAGGGUGGAGUUUCAGUUGGAAUGAGGAUUCAUUGCUUUUACAGCUUAAGGAUGGACUCCCGGAUGACAUGGAGGUUCUUUAUGUUGGUUCAUUACGCGUUGACAUUGAUCCAGCUGAACAGGAUGAUGUAUCACAGUAUUUAUUGGAUAAAUUCAAAUGUGUGCCGACUUUUUUACCCGCUGACGUUUUGGCAAAAUUUUAUGACGGCUUCUGUAAACGGCAGUUAUGGCCACUUUUUCAUUAUAUGUUACCAUUUUCAACAGAUAAAAGCCACCGAUUUGAUCGUUCUUUGUGGGAAGCUUACGUGCUGGCAAACAAGCUUUUUUUUCAGAAGGUAGUUGAAAUAAUAAACCCAGAGGAUGAUUACAUUUGGAUUCAUGAUUAUCAUUUGAUGGUGCUGCCAACUUUUAUAAGAAGGCGUUUUAACAGGGUUAAAAUGGGAUUUUUCCUGCAUAGCCCCUUUCCAUCAUCAGAGAUAUACAGGACUCUUCCUGUCAGGGAAGAGAUACUGAAAGCUUUACUAAACUCUGAUAUCAUCGGAUUCCAUACCUUUGACUAUGCUCGUCAUUUCCUUUCCUGUUGCAGUCGUAUGUUGGGUCUGGAGUAUCAGUCAAAGAGGGGUUAUUUAGGAUUGGAGUAUUAUGGAAGGACAAUCAGUAUUAAGAUUAUGCCUGUUGGGAUUCACAUGGGUCGAAUUGAGUCAGUUAUGAGAAUGGCAGAUGAGGAAUGCAAGGUAAGGGAGCUCAAACAGAAAUUUGAAGGAAAAACCAUCUUGCUUGGUAUUGAUGAUAUGGACAUUUUUAAAGGCAUAAAUUUGAAGAUUUUGGCUAUGGAGCAGAUGCUCAGACAGCAUCCCAAAUGGCAAGGAAGAGCUGUUCUGGUCCAGAUAGUUAAUCCUGCUAGAGGUAAAGGGAUACAUCUGGAGGAGAUACAUGCUGAAAUACAAGAAAGCUGCAACAGGAUCAACAGAGUGUUUGGGAGACCUGGUUAUGAACCUAUUGUUUUUAUUGAUAGAGCAGUUCCUAUUGCUGAAAAAGUUGCUUAUUACUGCAUUGCUGAGUGUGUUAUUGUCACAGCUGUAAGGGAUGGAAUGAACCUAACUCCUUAUGAGUAUAUUGCAUGUAGACAGGGAAUAUCUGGUUCUGAAUCAUGUUCCAAUGUCAAUGACCCUAAGAAGAGUAUGCUAGUAAUAUCAGAAUUUAUUGGGUGUUCUCCAUCACUUAGUGGGGCAAUCCGUGUCAAUCCAUGGAAUGUUGAAGCAACUUCAGAGGCAAUGAAUGAGGCCAUCUCAACUGGUGAUGGAGAGAAACAGUUGCGGCACGAGAAGCAUUACCGUUAUGUCAGCACUCAUGAUGUGGCUUACUGGUCACGUAGUUUCUUGCAAGACAUGGAGCGGGCUUGCACAGACCUUCUAAGGAAAAGAUGUUGGGGAAUAGGUCUUAGCUUUGGAUUUAGAGUUGUGGCACUUGACCCUAAUUUUAAAAAGCUCUCAAUCGAUGCUAUGGUUUCAGCUUACAAGAGGGCAAAAAAUAGGGCCAUUUUGUUGGACUAUGAUGGUACUGUGAUGCCACAGAACUCCAUUAAUAAGAGUCCAAGCAAGGAGGUCUUGUCUAUUUUGGAAUCACUUAGUGAAGACCCCAAAAAUGUUGUUUUCAUUGUUAGUGGACGGGGGAGGAAUAGCUUAAGUGACUGGUUUAAUUCCUGUGAAAAACUUGGAAUUGCUGCAGAACAUGGGUACUUCUUGAGAUGGUCCCACAAUCGAGAAUGGGAAAAUUGUGGUAAGAGCUCCGACUUUGGAUGGAUGCAGAUUGCUGAACCUGUAAUGAAACUCUAUACAGAGGCGACUGAUGGUUCCUCUAUUGAAAGAAAAGAAAGUGCUUUGGUCUGGCAAUACCGUGAUGCAGACCUUGGUUUUGGAUCUGCUCAGGCUAAGGAAAUGUUAGAUCAUCUAGAAAGUGUUUUGGCCAAUGAGCCUGUUGCUGUGAAGAGUGGCCAGUUUAUUGUUGAAGUAAAACCCCAGGAUGUGAGCAAAGGCUUAGUCGCCGAGAAGAUAUUUUCGUCAAUGGACGGGAAGGGCAAACAGGCCGACUUUGUGUUGUGUGUUGGUGAUGACAGAUCAGAUGAGGACAUGUUUGAGAUAGUUAGUAGUGCCAUCUCAAGGAAUAUUCUUGCCACCAAUGCUUCUGUGUUUGCUUGCACGGUUGGACAAAAACCAAGCAAAGCAAAGUAUUAUUUGGAUGAUACAACUGAGGUAACAAGCAUGUUGGAAUCUUUGGCUGAAGAAUCAGAUGCUUCACCCUACAUAGAAGAAACUGGAGAUUCCUCUCGGAGGCAAGUGUGAGUUGAGGUUGAGGUUUCUCUUAUUUUAGGUGAUGAUUUUUUUUUUUAAUUGGGAUGUAAUAUUCGUGGUGAUAUUUGGGGCGUUUGCAGAGUAUGUUUUCAUAAUAUUUUUUUUUCUUUUUUGGUUUUUCUUCUAUUAUAUAUUACAUAUAUUUUUGGGAGAAUCCCGUCAUUAUUUUCUGUUGCAGUCAUUGAUAGUUUUAUUAUUUUAGUUGUGGUGUAGCAGAUAACAAGGAUGCUAAUUUUGAUUUUUUUAUAUUCUAUAACAAAGGAAGAAAAGAGUGAAAGCUCUUCUUGCUUGGCACCA